GCGCUAGCAGCCAAUGAGGCGCGACCAUGAGGCGGGACAUUGUGCGGCCAGGGUGAAGCGGCGGUCAUGUUGCUAGGAUACCGUAUCCAGGGACUCGGCGGGAUUGGCGGAUCUGGUGAUCAGAUCCUGUCUUUCUGAUUGGCCGGGAGGCGGAGGGGAAGUCGGCUGUCGGUCCCGGGUCAGAGUAGAGGGUGCUAUGGGGGAAACCGACUUCGACUACAGUAUCUUCUUACCGGAGCCCGGCCUGCCAGGUUCUCGGUGGGACCAGCAGAGGGAGCCGGUGGUGAUUCUUCUGGGCUGGGCAGGAUGCAAGGAGCAGCACCUGGACAAAUACAGCAACUUCUACCGUAAACAGGGCUGCAUCGUCCUCAGUCACACGGCUGCAUGGAGGACGGUGUUCUUCGCGGAGUCGUUCGGCCUGCGUUACCUGCGGGAGGAGGCGAAGAAGCUCCUCGGUAUCCUCUAUGACUAUGAGAUCGAGGUGAACCCCGUCAUGUUUCACGUCUUCAGCAACGGCGGCUUCAUGCUGUACCGCUACAUGACCGAGCUGCUGCACUCCGACCCCAAGAUGAGGCAGCUGCAUGUGGUGGGCACCACCUUCGACAGCGCGCCAGGAAACCGCAACGUCUACGGCUCGGUGCAGGCGCUGAACGCCAUCCUGAGACCCGGCACCGCCUGGCCCCUGAGGUUCCCGCUCCUGGCGGCCUUCGCCAUCAUGGUCUUCCUCCUCCGGAUCGUCCUUUACCCGCUGACCCGCUUCCUGCACGAGAAUCACUACGACGCCAUGAAGCGGGACCCGUCCCUGUGGCCGCAGCUUUACCUCUACUCCCGCGCCGACCGCAUCGUCUCCCACAAGGACGUGGAGGGCAUGGUGACCGCGCGCCGCCAGCGUCACCUCCCCACCGAGAGCCUGGACUUCCAGAAGUCCGAACACGUCAGCCAUUACCGCCGCUACCCGGAGAAGUAUUCCCACACGUGCGUCGCCUUCCUGGCGGACUGCGUCAACAGGGCCGCCAAGUCCUCCUUCAUGAGCGGCAAUCCCUCGUUUUAA
Nanorana parkeri is the source of this 1051-nucleotide messenger RNA. It is a transcript of the gene TMEM53, whose product is annotated as transmembrane protein 53. The transcript is spliced from 3 exons. NCBI's taxonomy places the organism in Eukaryota, Metazoa, Chordata, Amphibia, Anura, Dicroglossidae. The coding region runs from base 197 to 1051 and encodes 284 amino acids. The record is from RefSeq and is a predicted model, not a curated record.